Messenger RNA from Lutra lutra (Eurasian river otter), 974 nucleotides. RefSeq lists its product as uncharacterized. The transcript is spliced from 3 exons. Lineage: Eukaryota; Metazoa; Chordata; Mammalia; Carnivora; Mustelidae. The record is from RefSeq and is a predicted model, not a curated record. The coding region runs from base 1 to 639 and encodes 212 amino acids.
AUGGAACAGUCCGGCCACGCGAAAGGAAAGGGCUGCGGCUGGCGGUGUUCGCCCCUGGGCGGGCAGGAGAGUGCCGGGCUGGAGGUCGGAGGCCUGAGGUUCCCUCGAGAAUCGCGAAGAGUACGGUGUGGCUUUUCCUCCCGGAAAAGAGGCAGCGCGCUCGGACGUCGGCCGCGCCUCCGUUCCCAGAGGUUUCCGGGGCAGGGCUGGACUGCGGUCCCCGCGCGCUGCCAUUUCAAGUCACGUUUGGGAUGCUUCUUGCACACGGGAUCGUCGAGAGAAAGCGGGUCUUGGGACUCUGCCUCCUCCCUCCAGUCUGAUCAGUGGCAGUUUUACUCUGUUGGCUGUCAAGUGGGAGGACCGGUAGACUCGGGGUUUCUUGUCCCCGAGCCCCCUCCCCAGGGUGUGGAAUCAUCAAGAGUAUCUCAGGAUGUAGCAGGCAGCUGCAGUUGUAAUUUGGCAAAGAGGAAGGAUACAUUUUCCUUCCCCCUGCAUCUGGGACUGAAACAUUUGGACGGGAAUGAAAAACACCAACAGAACCCAUCUCCGCUUUCCAUGCAAGACAAACCCAGGUUCUCCCCGGGUCACGUGGAGUCCACAGAAACGUCAGCACCUAUUUGGCCAAUAGUUCAAAAUUAAGGAACCGUCUCAAUUAGUCCGAUGGAAGUUUCCUCGUGGACGUGAGUACCUGUGAGGAAUGAGACAUGCGUGAAAACCAUUCUAACAGCUCUCAGUAAUUCGUAAAUGGUGGUGCAUUUUGUUUAUUUUUCCUAUGCUUUAUUGUCAACACAAUUAAUGAUCUUGCUCUUGUCCGGGAUUCCCAUGAAUGAGUCCAGCAACAGAGGACCACGUACCUGACUGUGAUUAUAUUUCGAUUUUGAGGGAAAUAGAUUCUGCCAGAAAUUUAUCCCUGUGACAGACUCAGGAGCACGUGUAACUCUCAUAAUUCCGUUUUAGGGCUGAAUUAGACUCAA